Messenger RNA from Dermatophagoides pteronyssinus (European house dust mite), 1739 nucleotides. RefSeq names its product arrestin domain-containing protein 2-like. Lineage: Eukaryota; Metazoa; Arthropoda; Arachnida; Sarcoptiformes; Pyroglyphidae. The record is from RefSeq and is a predicted model, not a curated record. Gene Ontology annotation, biological process: protein transport. Gene Ontology annotation, cellular component: cytoplasm.
CGAUAAACUGACAAAAUGAUUUGUCUUCGACGAACAUUGGUCAAAGUGACACCAUUAUGGAAAAUAUCAGUAAAAUCAUUGAAAAUUGUAUUGGAUCGUGAAAAUGCAACCUAUUUUGGUGGUGAAUCAAUAACUGGUUAUUGUAAAAUUUUAUUAAUCGAUACAUUAGAUGUGGAUAAAAUAAGAAUAAAAUUUUUCGGCCAGGCAAAAACUUAUCUGGAAACAAAUAAAAGUCGUACAGCGAUCGAAUGUCAACCAUUAUUUCAACAAUAUUUUCGACCAAAAGAUCGUAUGUCAUUUCGCUUAAUGAUACCGAUCAAUAUACCAAGUACAUUUCGUUAUACAUUCGAUAGUCAUAUUAAAUAUAAAAUUAAAGCUAUAUUUGGUUUAACAAUCAAAUUUAUUGAAAUAAUCAUUUUAACUAAUCCAAAUACUUCUAUUAGUACAUUGUUGAUACCAUUUUGUGAUACAAGAAAGAAAAAAAUCGGUAUAAUUCGUUCACGUUUAGUUACAUUGAAAUGUCAAUUACCAAGAAUUGGUUUUACUGUUGGUCAAUUUAUACCUGUAAUGUGUUCGAUUGAAAAUAAUUCAAAUAAAAUUUUAACAUUAAAAGCAAAACUUCGUCAGCAAAUAUUUUUAAUGGCAUUAUCCGAACGUAAAGUUUGUAAUCGUAAAGUAUUAAAAAUGAUUGGACCAAAUAUUAAAUCAAAUUCAAAAUUUGAACAAAUUUUAAAUAUAACAUUACCAGAAAAAUUACCAAUUGUAUAUGGUACAUGUCAAUUAGUACAUAUUAAUUAUAUAUUAGAUAUUUAUCUAGAUAUACCAUGGUCAAUAAAUUUACUUUGAAAUCAUGAGCUUCCAUUUCAAUUUGUCAUACCAAUCAAUCUGCCAAGUUCAUUUCAAUAUAAACGAUGGGCAUUUAUUGAAUAUCGCCUUAAAGCAAGUGUCGGUGGUAAAACUAAAGAAUUGGACAUUCAAUUAUUGGGAUCACCUUCGGUUUCUCCGAAUGAACUUUAUUCACCCGUACAAGAUGAUCAAUCUAAAACAGUUGGUUUAUUCAAUGGGAAAAAAUUAACAAUGCGUUGCAAUAUACCUCAAGCUGGAUGGACAAUGGGCAGUACUAUUCCUCUUACUUGUUUUAUUGAUAAUUAUUCGGAUAAAUUAAUGACAUUAAGUGCAUCGAUUAAACAAGAUAUUCAAAUAUCAGCUUAUAAUAAUCGUGAAACACAUCGUGAAAAAAUUCUAACAACAUUUGGUCAACAGGUUGCAGCCAAUCGUAUUGGUGGCCAAUAUCAUAUACAAAUUCUUUUGCCAAAAGCAUUACCAGUCAUUCAUAAUACUUGUCGUGUAAUACAGAUAAAUUAUUAUAUCGAAGUUAAAUUGGAUAUUCCUUUAGCAAUCAAUCUUUAUUGCAAAUUGCCAAUAAUUUUGACUAAUCAACAGUUGAAUCAGCAGCAGCAACAACAACCGCAACCAGUACCGAAUUUUUAUCCACAACCAGGACAACAACAACAAUAUUCAUUUGGUCAACAACCUGGUUCUAAUCCUAAUAUGAUGAUGUAUCCACCAAUUCCAGAUCCUAAUGCUUGUGGUGGUGGUGGUGGUGCAAUUCCAUCGGCACCACCAAUCGGUUUCAAUGAAGCACCACCACCAUAUUCUGAAAACUAUGGUAACAAUUCACAACCAAUAGCACCAUAUCCAAUUCUUCCAAUGAAAGAUUAAAUAUUUUUUUCAAAUAA